AUGUCGAAUCCGUCCGGUCUUUCAGUCCCUAAAAGCGGCGUAUCGCGCUUCUCCAAGGCGCUGCCGACGGUGCCUGGAUUGGACGAUUAUUACACAGACGACGACGGCGAGAGUUAUAUUGGCAGCGAUAACAAUAACAACAAUACCAGCAACAACAUCAAUAGUAAUACUAGCUACAGUCGAAAGAACAGCGAGUACAGUCUCCCGGCAAGAACCUCUUCGCUGGCAUCGCCGCAGUCGACAAAAAACAUCCCCCUUCCUCCGUUACCUCCUCCGCCGACCAAGACGCUGCCGCCGACUCCCCAGACCCAGACGAAACCCGGCAGCAAAGUGAACAGCUACAGCAGUACAGCCAGCGCAAACAUCGUCGCGGGGUCUUCAAUUGCGCCCAGCACGCCUUCGUCGGCGCUGAGCCCUGGAGUUCUAAGCCUCCAGUCGCCCCCUCUGAGUGCCGGAUCCAAAAUGUCCAUCCCGCGAAAGCCCGUCGCGAACCUGAAGCUGCCGGCGCCCUCUCCGCAGUAUCUGGCGCAGCCAUCUCCCACCUUUUCUCUGUCGAGUCUUCUCUCGGCGUAUAUGGGAGAUGGCGACGAAUCGCGCAGCCCGUCUUUAUACGAGACCACGACGAGUGUUAGCGAGGUCGAUAGGCAGGAAGUCGCAGCGCCGGGUAGCGAGAAGUCGGUUGCGGCUGCGGAGGCUAUCAGUGCCAUCGCCGCAGCUACAGCUGCCUUUCCCGCUGUUCCCAGCAAGCCCAAGGCCGCAACAGGCGGCAGUGGCUCACUGCCUGCGCGCCCCAAUGCCGGCACAGGCACGGGUACAGGAAUAGGCGCUGGUGCUGGUGCUGCUGCUACCACCCAGUAUCAGCGCUCUGCUGAGCGAGAUCUCCCUCCGCCACCACCCAAAGACGACACAGCCGCAGAGCUAUCCACGCCAUCCUCUCCUCGCCCCGAGAUCUGGAAACGCCGUCCACACAUGAACCAAGCCAGCAGAGAGCUUCCCGGCCUGACGCUCGACUACAGCCACGGGUCGACUGCAGAUACGCAGCUGCCGGCAGACCAGGACAACGCCCAAGCCCCAGCCGAGACGGUCAAGGCCGCAGUGCCUCGAGCACCUCCGUUCGCCGGCGGCUUGCCUGGCCGCAACAUUCGCCCUUCGUUAGGGGCCAAGGACCAGCCGCCCCCUGCCGCGCAAACCAUGGGAAGCGAAACAUCCAAGCUGAAGCAGAUUAAAGACAGGCUUGGCUCCCAGCGCUCCGAGUCGGUAUCCAGCAAUUCUAGUGCAAAGGCUGGCUUUCCGGGGGCUCCAGCUGCUCAGCGGCCGCCAACGCCAGAAUAUCGCAAAGAAGAUGCUAAGCAACCGACCGUCGAGCCUUUUGUUUCUCCCGUUUCUCCAGCAGCGUCUCCUGAAGCUCCCAGAGGUGCCUCUCCAGACUUUGCAAAGAAUCUUCCCCCCAAGCCUCCCCAGGGUAACCAGGUUGUCGUUGCAAGCACUCAGCCUAUAUCUCGAAAAGCGAUUACAGUGUACCCCAGCCAGGAUCUAACAGCCGCCAAGGAUUCAUUUCGCCCGCCAUCUGAUGCAAAUAGCACGACUACUUCCAGCCAAGCAACCGUAUCACCAGUACUACGCAAAGGUGAUAUUGCUCCAGCACCAGCGGCUGCACCCGUGCCUGCACCUGUGGCGGCUUCUCUUCCCAACGACCCAGGAUCUGCCCGCCCACGUGUUUCGGGGGGCACAAGCACGGCUGCUGUGCAGCCACAGCCGACUGUCAUACAAACAGAUGUCUCUCAGAUAGCGAACCCUAAGCAGAGCACUCCCCAGCCAACGUCGGAUCCACGACUGCUCAAGUCGGAAACACAAGGGCUUCUCUAUCGGGGCCGUGACGGCACUUUAUAUCCUGAGAUGAAGGUCGAAGGCGAGCCUCAUCCCAAGGCCACAUAUUUCCCGACACAGACGUAUUCAAGCUUGCCCAAAGACGGAAUAAUCAAAGCGAAGCCACUCACCAACACGCAUUUUAGUUGCUUCCAACAACACAAGACCAUGAACCGCCGAAGCAACAGGAAUUGCCCGCUUACCUGCCAAGCUUGCGAUAGGGCAGAUCUUGAAGAUCGCUGGGUGUGCGCGUUCUGCCAUGUUCGAAUAUGCGACGCUUGCCAUCGCAAGUUGGGCAACUACCAAUGGGAUCUUCGCCGGUUGGUAGAUAGCCUCGCCAACGCUGGUCCCCUUUCCCAAUCCCGGCCAGACACCGCCUCAGGGCUACAGGCAACGUUAUAA
Messenger RNA from Trichoderma gamsii, 2268 nucleotides. RefSeq lists its product as hypothetical. The transcript has a single exon. NCBI's taxonomy places the organism in Eukaryota, Fungi, Ascomycota, Sordariomycetes, Hypocreales, Hypocreaceae. The coding region runs from base 1 to 2268 and encodes 755 amino acids. The record is from RefSeq and is a predicted model, not a curated record.